Messenger RNA from Nematocida major, 285 nucleotides. RefSeq lists its product as uncharacterized. Bases 1 to 285 code for a protein of 94 amino acids. Gene Ontology annotation, molecular function: RNA polymerase II cis-regulatory region sequence-specific DNA binding. Gene Ontology annotation, biological process: cell differentiation; regulation of transcription by RNA polymerase II. The transcript has a single exon. Lineage: Eukaryota; Fungi; Microsporidia. The record is from RefSeq and is a predicted model, not a curated record.
AUGGAAAAGAAAAUACGCAGGCCAAGACUUUUGCCCUCCCAGACGAGGCUGCUCCUGGUUGUAUACAAGAGCAACCCAAAGCCAGGGAAUGAGCUCAGAAAGAAGCUUUCCAAGGAGUUUAACAUCCCGAUGCGGACUGUGCAGAUAUGGUUCCAGAACAGGAGGGCGAAGGAUAAGCGCACAAGAGAGAAGGCCCCAGAGGAGAAAGAUUCUGCAGUUUCUUCUCCCUCUGUCGCAUUUUCCUACGAGGAGUACUACAAUGGCUUCCUAGAAGAGCACUACUGA